Molecule: messenger RNA, 351 nt
Organism: Paramecium tetraurelia
Lineage: Eukaryota; Ciliophora; Oligohymenophorea; Peniculida; Parameciidae
Exons: 2
Source: RefSeq, a predicted model, not a curated record
AUGAAAAUAGGUGAAGUAACCUGUAGAUUGUUAUUAAGUACCUUGAUAGGUACUUAAUAACAAGAUUAAUCAACACAACCUAAUUAAUUAUUAAAUUCCUCCUAAUGGAAGUUAUUGUUAUGUGUAAGGAACUCAAUCUGCUUACUGAAGAAUUACUAAUAUUGGUUGAUCCAGAGAGCAAGAGAUAGCAGAAAUGACAGAAUCGCUAAUGUAGGAAUGAAGGACAAAUCUAAAAGAUAUAAGUCGACCUUGGAAAGUUAAAUUAGAUUAGAUAAUAAAUCUGUUUAUAGGAGUUAGGAAAAAAAAUACUAUUUGAUAGAAACUGAUAUAUCUAAAAUAUUUAUAAACUGA